Didymodactylos carnosus is the source of this 876-nucleotide messenger RNA. Lineage: Eukaryota; Metazoa; Rotifera; Eurotatoria; Philodinida; Philodinidae. The record is from the annotation of a GenBank genome assembly.
AUGAAACGCGACGAAUUAAAAGAGUAUGCUCGUCAAUGCAUAGCAGAGUUAUUUGGAACAAUGGUAUUAAUAUUCAUUGGAAAUGGAAGUGUUGCUCAAAAUAAAUUUACUGAUCCAGCAUCAAGAUCGACAUUAUCAAUUAAUAUUGCCUUUGGUAUUGGAGUUUAUGCUGGAAUUAUGGUAGCAGGUCAUAUAUCAGGAGCUCAUUUGAAUCCUGCUGUUUCAAUUGCAUUACUAACAUUGCGUAAAAUAAAUCCAAUACAAUGUUUAUUCUACAUUGUUGGUCAAAUGAUUGGAGCAUUCUUAGGUUGUCUAUUGGUAUUUAUAGUUUAUAUUAAUUUAUUCAAUAAUUUUGAUAAUGGUCACAGAGAAGUACUCGGUGAUAAACAGACAGCCGAUAUAUUUGUAACCUUUCCAAGUGAUGGUGUUGAAAAUUGGAAUGCCUUUUUGGAUCAAAUUGCAUCUACAGCAUUAUUACUUAUAUUUAUCAUGGCAGUUGGUAAUCAAAAAAAUCAAUCAAUGUCAAAAGCAGCAACACCAUUUGCAGUCGCAUUGAUUAUUAUAGCUCUUGGAACAGCAUAUGGAAAAAAUUGUGGUUAUCCAUUAAAUCCAGCACGUGAUUUUGGUUCUCGCUUGUUUGCAUUAUGUGUCUAUGGCGCAAAAAUAUUUCAAGUAAAACAAUAUUAUUUUUGGGUUCCAGUGUUUGGUCCGAUUAUUGGUGCAAUAUUUGGUGUAUGGAUUUACGAAGGUUACUCUAAGAUAACAAAUAUGGAUGGUAGAAGACAACAUGAACUAUCGACACCCACAGCAAAGUCACCAGUGUAUGAAACGCAAUUAUCAACGGAAAUUAAACGUUUAGUGGAGACGCCUCUCUAA